AUUAUAUGUAACCUGAGACAUCGCAUAUGUAUCUUUCUUAAAACUAAACAACAUUAACUUUUUAGAAUUUUACUUUAUAUUUAUUUAUUUGUUGAUAAUUACAAUGUGAUAUAAUAGUAUACAUACAUAGUGCUUCGUAAACGGUUUCUGAUUUUUUCACCACCAAUGGCAGAACAUUUUAGUUGAAUCUGUUAAAUAUCUGUGAUGAAUUUGAAGAUACUUGAAUAACGAAUAUUUGAAUUGAAUAUUCAAGUAUUGUACAAUAAAAUUUCACAUCAAAAACCUAAGGAAUAAGUGAAUCCAGGUAAAGUGGAAAUGUACUUAUUUAUGACAUGAGCUUUAACUGGACAAGACGGGUUGGAUGAUGAUUAUGUUUAGAAGGCUGAGAUCACUUCACGCUCGUCUGUGCCACAUCAAUUCAAAAAUGGAGUCGGUGAAAAAAGUGAAAGCCAGCGGCUAUGAAACAGUGGCUGUCCCCUCAAACGGACUUUCUGCGGACGUAACGGUUGAUUUGCGAUCUGACACGGUAACGAAACCUGGCACAGCUAUGCGACUCGCAAUGGCAGAGGCACAAGUUGGUGACGACGUUUUUCGAGAAGAUCCUACGGUUAUUGAAUUGGAAGCAAAAGUAGCACGAACCCUGGGCAAAGCUGCAGGAUUAUUUGUUACCUCUGGGACUAUGGGAAAUUUUAUCUCUGCCAUGAUACACUGCAAUGAACGCGGAUCUGAAAUGAUUGUUGGAGAUCAAUCCCACAUGUUCCGUUAUGAACAAGGCAAUGCUUCACAAUUUGGGGGUAUUCAUUCCAAUCAAGUGAAAAACAACGAUGAUGGAACGUUUGACAUAAAUGGAGUUGUGGAUCGCAUUCGUCCUGACGAUAUUCACGACCCAAUAACGAAACUAAUUGCUGUAGAAAACAGUCAUAAUAGAUGUGGAGGAAGGGUGAUGCCUUUAAAUUGGUUGGACCAGUUGGGAAAAUGUGCCAAGGAGCACAACAUACCCCUUCACAUGGAUGGGGCUAGAGUUUUCAACGCUGCAAUCGCUCUGGAACAACCAGUCUCAAGAAUCGUCAAAGACUUUGACUCUGUGUCCGUUUGUCUUAGUAAGGGUCUUGGGGCUCCCUUUGGCUCUGUUAUUGUCGGUAGCGUGGACUUUGUCGAAAAGGCCAGAAGGCUUCGCAAAGCAAUUGGAGGAGGUCUGCGGCAGGCCGGAAUUCUUGCAGGAGCAGGAAUAUAUUGUCUGGAUCACAUGGUGGAUCGUCUCAGAGAUGAUCACGAACAUGCCAAAAUAAUUGCCAGAAUGAUUAACAACUUAAGCAGUCAACGUGCUUUUGUUAAUUAUGACGAUGUAGAAACGAACAUAGUUAUGGUCAGAGUUAUUGGCAUCAACAUAACCGCAUUCUGCAAACGUUUAGCAAUUGUUGAACAAAAUGAACGAGAUACAAUUGGGAGUCUUGUUUCAGUGAAAUGUCUUCCUUGGUCCGAAACUUCCACAAGACUCGUGACUCAUGCCGAUAUUUCUAAAGAAAUGGCAGUGCAAGCCGCUGAAAAGAUUUGUUACGUCAUCAAAGAAUUCAUUGAGAAAACCCAAUAAUCAAAAUCAAUUAUGGAUUUAAUGUGAGCAAGAAAAUUCUGCGGUAGUCGCCAGACAAACUUAAAUACCUAAGUAAGUAUACAAUGUAAUUUAUGUAAUUGAUGCUGUCACCAAAAAUAAACAUCCGCAAUAAAGCGAGAAAAUUUGUUUUGCACAUCA
Molecule: messenger RNA, 1750 nt
Organism: Folsomia candida
Lineage: Eukaryota; Metazoa; Arthropoda; Collembola; Entomobryomorpha; Isotomidae
Product: probable low-specificity L-threonine aldolase 2
Exons: 11
Coding region: 362-1591 (409 amino acids)
Biological process (GO): L-threonine catabolic process; glycine biosynthetic process
Cellular component (GO): cytosol
Molecular function (GO): L-allo-threonine aldolase activity
Source: RefSeq, a predicted model, not a curated record